AUGCCUCAUGGAUUGCCGGCCUUUGUCAAGAUGAAUUCCCUCAACAUCAUCACCUCGCGCGUCUCGCCCCCGCCGUCUCCCACCCAGCCUCGAUUCAACGGUCUCAGCUCCGCCGAAGCUGAUCUCGGCUCCGACGAAAAGUCGCUUGAUGCCAAGGCCGACGAUGACGACGCCCGCGACCAGGCCGGCCGCCACGCUAACGGCUCCUUUGACGACAGGCACGCCGCCGAGGACGAGAAAGCCACCGAGACUUCCACGCUGCUGGAAAAGAGCAAGCAAGACGACAACUGCCGCGCCAGCUGGUGGCAUGCUUUCCCGCGGAACCUCGCGGCGAGCAUCGUCAGCCCCAUCCGCUGGAUCCUCGCCACGCUCGCGUCCCCCGGUGUCUACCUGAUGGCGUGCCUCUACGACGACGAGGGCAACUUUGCGCCCUUUUUGCAGCUCAAGAAGCUGUUUGGUGUCCGCAGGGGCGGGCGCGGCGACUACGCGGCGGCGGCCCAGCCUUGCUCGACAGCGUCGGGCUGGCGUCAUGGUGGCCACGCGCAUCGACCGGCGCUUUCGUCGUCGUCGUCGGGGUCCUCCACCUCGGGCGCAUCCUCCGAGUCCGAGGCCGAGGAGCUCAAGGGCGCCAAGGCCAAACACAACAAGUCUGAAGCACCGCCCGCCUCCGCGGAAGAGCUUGGCACGGGACGCAGGUCCAUCCGCAUCAAGUUGCAGCACGACAGCGGCGUGGGCCAGCGCAAGCACCGGCGGGCCCUGUCGGCCGUCGCGCGGACCAAGGCCAGCGAAGAGGAACUGUCGGCACAGCUCAAGUCGCCGACGUCGCCCAUUGCCGCCCUGACAAGGUACCCCAAGACGCCGGCGCCGCCGCGACCUCUGAUUCCCCGGCGGCAGCCGUCGUACCUCAACUUUGAAGUGCCGCUAAAGCAGCAAAAGACUCUGAUACUGGACCUGGACGAGACGCUAAUACACAGCAUGUCCAAGGGCGGCAGGAUGAGCACCGGGCACAUGGUCGAGGUCCGACUCAACACGGCCUCGCUGGGCAUGGGCAGCGGCCCGGGCGGCGCGGCGCAGCACCCGAUCCUGUACUGGGUAAAUAAGCGGCCGUACUGCGACGAGUUCCUACGGCGCGUAUGCAAGUGGUUCAACCUGGUCAUCUUCACCGCGUCGGUGCAAGAGUACGCCGACCCCGUGAUUGACUGGCUGGAAUCGGAGCGCAAGUUCUUCUCGGCGCGUUACUACCGCCAGCACUGCACGUAUCGGCAGGGAGCCUACAUCAAGGACCUGAGCUCGGUGGAGCCGGAUCUGAGCAAGGUGAUGAUUCUCGACAAUAGCCCGCUGAGCUACCUAUUUCAUCAAGAUAACGCGAUUCCCAUCCAGGGCUGGAUCAACGACCCGACGGACAACGACCUGAUGCACCUGGUGCCGCUGCUCGAGGGCCUGCAGUACGUCCACGACGUUAGAGCGCUUUUGGCAUUGCGCGGAGGUGAGGACGGCCAGCACAUGGCAUGA
This is a messenger RNA of Hirsutella rhossiliensis, 1512 nucleotides long. Its product is annotated as NLI interacting factor-like phosphatase domain-containing protein. The record is from RefSeq and is a predicted model, not a curated record. The coding region runs from base 1 to 1512 and encodes 503 amino acids. The transcript has 2 exons. Lineage: Eukaryota; Fungi; Ascomycota; Sordariomycetes; Hypocreales; Ophiocordycipitaceae. Gene Ontology annotation, molecular function: protein serine/threonine phosphatase activity.